AUGGCCAACCUCACCAUGAUCACAGGAUUCCUGCUCAUGAGCUUUUCAAAUACCUGGGAGCUACAGGUUUUACAUAUCAUGCUCUUCUUACUGAUCUACUUGGUGGCACUGAUGGGGAACAUGCUCAUCUUUAUCCUCAUCUCUGUGGAUGUGCACCUUCACACCCCCAUGUACUUCUUCCUGAAGAACCUAUCCUUUUUAGAUCUUUGUUUCAUUACUGUUACUGUCCCCAAAUCUAUAGCAAAUUCUCUCAGCCAUAGUUACUCUAUUUCUUACUUAGGAUGUGCAACACAGGUCUUUUUAGGGAUUUUAUUUGCAGCAUCAGAGGUUUUUAUCCUCACAGCUAUGUUCUAUGACCGCUAUGUGGCCAUCUGCCAGCCCUUGCACUAUGAAAUGAUAAUGAAAUAUGAGUCUUGCAUGAAGAUGGCAGUUGCUUCCUGGCUUACUGGAGGUAUAAUUGGUCUAAUGUAUGCAGUUAGCACAUUCUCCUUGCCUUUCUGUGGCUCCAAAGAGAUCUGCCAAUUCUUCUGUGAUGUCAAUUCCUUAUUCAGGAUUGCCUGCUCUAAGACAUACGUUGCAGUUGAUGUGACUAUAGCUAUUGGGAGUGUUUUAGUAAUUCUCUGCUGUAUCUUUAUAGCUGUCUCUUAUAGCCAAAUCUUCUCAGCUGUGAUAAAGAUUCCAACCACAGAGGGUCAGUCAAAAGCCUUCUCCACUUGUCUGCCCCAUCUCAUCAUUCUUACAGUCUUUGUGACAACUGGAGCCAUGGCUUAUCUAAAACCACCUUUGGACUCUGAUACAAUUGUGGAUCUAUUGUUGUCUGUGUUGUAUACUAUGGUGCCACCAACCCUGAACCCUGUUAUUUACAGCCUGAGAAACAAGGACAUGAAGCCUUCCAUGAAGAAGCUCAUAGCCUAG
Molecule: messenger RNA, 915 nt
Organism: Phascolarctos cinereus (koala)
Lineage: Eukaryota; Metazoa; Chordata; Mammalia; Diprotodontia; Phascolarctidae
Product: olfactory receptor 14A2-like
Biological process (GO): G protein-coupled receptor signaling pathway
Cellular component (GO): membrane
Molecular function (GO): G protein-coupled receptor activity; olfactory receptor activity
Source: RefSeq, a predicted model, not a curated record